CCUUCUCAUGAAUCGCUACAUCAUGCAGCUUGCACUGCUAGAAAACACUUAGAUCUAUUAGUACUAGAUUAAUAGGAGAGUUUUAGAAUACAAGACUAGAAUAUUUUGAGUUUUAGAAUACAGUCGUUGUUAUCAUGUUUUCCUUAUAUCGUACAUUGCCACUAAUAACAAUUUUUGUGGCAAUUUAUGUUGUUACAAAUUGCGUGACGACCGCACGUGAAAUUACCAGAGAUCAUUAUGACGAUCUUCAGAUAGCCGCCAGUCAUCAUCAUGAACAUGGUGGUGGAGAAGAUCAUCAUUCCCAUCAUCAUCAUGAACAUGGUGAUCAUGGUCAUAAAGGCUACAAACAUCACGAUCAUCACGGGAAGGGUGAAAAAGGACAUCAUCACAAAGAGCAUCAUCAUGGACAUCACGAGGAGCACGGAGGACACAAGAAGCAUCAUCAUCAUGAUGAUGGUCAUCAUCACGAACAUCAUCAUGGCGAAAAAGGAGAGAAAGGUCAUAAGUUUCAUGAGAAGGGACACUAUGGCAAAGGCCAUAGCACCCAUGGUCAUCACGAAGUGAAGAAGCACGAUGAAUACAAGAAGGACAAAGAAUUCUUUGAUGAACAUCACGAUCAUGGUCAUCAUGAGGAACAUGGAGGCCAUCAUCAUGAACAUGGACACAAAAAAGGUGGCCACUUUAAGAAAGGGCAUCAUGAUCAUCAUCAUCAUGAAGAUCACCAUGGUAAGAAGGGUCAUCAUGAGAAGGGUCACCAUCAUCAUGAUCAUAAGGGACACAAGGGUCACCACGAUCAUCAUGAACACCAUCAUCAUCACCAUCAUCAUGGCAAGAAGGGCGGUCACGAAGAUCAUAAGGAAUGGGGUUACAAAAAGGGACAUUAAAAUUUGUUGCUACUCAGGAGAUACCACCAGCUGCUUUUAAAUAGAAUUCUGUUACUCGUUUUUACUCCUAUUAUUCAUGCUUUUUUCUCAUGUUAUACAAUAAUUGUUAGUUAUGCAUAUAUUGUUGAAAUAAAGUAACAUA
Pogonomyrmex barbatus (red harvester ant) is the source of this 1026-nucleotide messenger RNA. RefSeq lists its product as uncharacterized. NCBI's taxonomy places the organism in Eukaryota, Metazoa, Arthropoda, Insecta, Hymenoptera, Formicidae. The record is from RefSeq and is a predicted model, not a curated record.